Nematostella vectensis (starlet sea anemone) is the source of this 4779-nucleotide messenger RNA. Its product is annotated as transient receptor potential cation channel subfamily A member 1 homolog. Lineage: Eukaryota; Metazoa; Cnidaria; Anthozoa; Actiniaria; Edwardsiidae. Gene Ontology annotation, biological process: transmembrane transport; monoatomic ion transport. The transcript has 22 exons. Bases 77 to 3697 code for a protein of 1206 amino acids. Gene Ontology annotation, cellular component: membrane. The record is from RefSeq and is a predicted model, not a curated record. Gene Ontology annotation, molecular function: monoatomic ion channel activity; protein binding.
UAUAUGUAAAUUUUGUGUUAUAUGGUCGCCGAGCGAAGAACAGUGUUGCUGAAUGCUCGCGCAUAUUAUCAUAUAGAUGAAAGUAAUGUCUUACAAUCUAAGAGAUCCUGAUGGCGAAGUACAUACGAAUCCGAGUGCUAACGGAAAAGCAGCGAUAGAGAUGACACAAGUAAACCCUAUCCAUGUCGACCAGCCGCCAAUUCUGCCGAAACUACCUGAACUACCGAUUCCCGUUGUAUCAGAAACACCCGAAUACAGUAAUAUCACCUUCCAUCAGGCUGCGAGAGAUGGAAGAGCCGAGCUUAUCGAACAGCGCUUAAACAAGCUUGCUCGUCACCACAGUAGAAAGCAGCUUCUGUUGAACCGUCUCGAUGACGAUAAAACGUCACCCCUGCAUUAUGCCGUCAGAUAUGGACAUCUGAAGGUCGUCAAGAUAUUGGUGGAGAACGGGGCAGAUAUAAAUAUUCCUGGGGAAGAUGGGGCCACGCCCUUGCACUUUGCCGCACGCUUUGGGGUCUCUUCGAAGCUCCGUCGAGGCAUGAGCCGUGAAGUAAUGUCCAGUGACAUUAACGUUGCUGAAGUCAUCCAGAACGCUCUGUUGAAGGCCGCGGGUAGCGAUGAAGCCCUAGACAUCCCAGAGCCUACAGUGGAAGAGUCACAAAAUGCGGCUAUCAUCCAGUACUUGCUGAGUAAAGAUGCGAAUGUUAAUGUUCAGGAUACCUAUGGACUUACUCCCCUCCACUACGCGGCUAACAAGUGUAACCUGAACUCCACUGUCGAACUUCUCAAGUGCCUUGCAGUCAAAGUCGACGAGCGAGACACGAGCGGCGGCACAGCUCUGCACUCCGCAUGUACCGAAGGCGCUACCGAAGUCGCGCAUGCGCUUAUCAAGGCCGGCGCUGACAUCCAAGCAAAAGACUACGAGUACAUGACUCCCUUUCACUUCGCUUGCAUGGAAGGCCACCUGGAGACCGCGUCGCUCUUGCUUGAGGCUGCUGAGAAGAUUGGCGGUGAGGGUGAAGUUGGGUUAAUGUUAUCCAACAGAAACAGAGAGAAAGAAGCCGCGCUCCACUGCGCUAUUGACGGGGGUCACAAACGAGCUGUCAAAUUGUGCAUAGACAAGGGCGCAGAUGUGAUGGCGGCCAGGAGUAACAAUACUCAGCCGUUGCAUCUAGCAGCUGUAAGUGGUAAUGUCGAGAUCGGGAAGAUGCUGGUUGAGAAAGGCGCGAAUAUCGAGGGGCGUGAAGCAAACCAGGAGACUCCACUCCACCGCGCAGCAUGUUUCAACAGGAUCAAGUUCGUGGAGUACUUGCUGGACAUCGGAGCCAACAUAGAGUGCAAAGACAAGGAUAACUUCACGCCCCUGUUGUCAGCAAGUAGUUCAGGCCACACCGCUAGUAUCCAGCUCCUGAUGGACCGAGGAGCCAACUUGAGAGCUAAGGACACACACGACCGCACAGCCAUCUACAUGGCCGCGGAGGAGAACUGCGUAGAGGCACUUAAGGAGUUACUCAAACACCCGUUCGCUAAAGCGUUGGUCAACGAGGGCGAUCUGUAUGAGGACACGCCCCUGCACAUAGCGGCUAUGAAGGGAUACCUGGGAGUUACGGAGAUACUGCUUGAUCAUGGUGCACGUAUUGACGCGCGCAACGACGAGGAUUACACCCCACUUCAUCUGGCGGCAAAAUAUGGACGGGCAAGAACUGCGGAAGCAUUGUUGCGGCGGGAUUCUGAUAUUGUUAAUGACGAGGACGAAUCUUCCAAUACUCCUCUCCACCUCGCGGCCAUAGAGGGUAACGUAAAAUGCGUAAAGACCCUCCUCAACCACGGGGCUGCUGUGGACGCUAGGAAUGCAAACUUAUGGACACCUUUGGACUGCGCCGCGGCCUAUGGAUGGGUCAAAUGCGCAAGCGCUCUACUAGACUUCGACUCACCAGUCGAUCCGACCGAUAGGACCCGGACUACUCCUCUGCAUUUGGCGUCACGCUCUGGUCACGUGGACAUGGUCGAGUUGCUGCUGAAUAGAAAUGCAAACAUCAUUUUGACGGACCACACUGGGCGGAACUGCCUGGAUAUGGCUAUUGACGACGGGAGGAAGGAUGUUGCCAUGGCAAUAAUUAACAGCCCCAACUGGGAGGAUGUGUUGAAGAACAAAACUCUAGAGCAAGGGACUGUCACCACCCCCAUGAGGAAACUUAUUGACAAGCUGCCAGACGUAGCAGAAGCUGUGCUCAACAAAUGCGUGACGGAUAACGGCCUACCUCUCUAUCACCCCGAGUACAAGAUCGAUAUGAACUAUGAGUACCUUGAGGAUCUUUACGCUGAUUGGAUGGAUUUGAAUUCCUCCAGUAUGAAAGGCUCUGAAACUGGUAGCGUGUCUAGCUUCAACAUCGACCGGAAGUCCGAGUACGGCUACCAGAUGAUCGACGAGCAAAACUUUGAACAAGUGCAGAAGCAGCUUGAAUGGAAAUCGAGGCAUCCACUGAUGAUAAUGGUAAAACGCAAGCGGGAGAAGCUUCUAAGUCACCCCAUAGUUACGUCUCUUCUCCAGCACAAGUGGCGGACGUACGGGCGUUAUGUUUACUACCUUAAGCUUUUUAUCUACUGCGUCUUCCUCGUAUUCUUAACCGGGUACUCAGUCUACGACGCUCAGGCCAAAACCUCUGUCAACAUGACCACAUGUGAUUAUCCCGCCUCCUAUAGCACCGGCACGCCGUAUGACCUUUGGGUGCGACUAGGAUCAAUCAUCAUCCUUAUACUGGCUUGUUGGCAUAUACUCAUGGAGUUGUUCCAGAUGGUAUAUCAGCGUUCGUCGUACAUCGACUGGGAAAACCUCUUGGAAUGGAUCGUGUACACGACCGCCAUCGCCUUCGUCGCGCCAGAAUUCCAAGGUGUAAAAGAAUACGGAUUCAGCAAGUGUCGGGAGUGGUUCAGUACAGUCGGCGCCAUCUCCAUCUGGUCGGCGUGGAUGUCGCUCGUGCUGUUUAUCAGGAAGUUCCCGCUUUUCGGCAUCUAUGUCGUCAUGUUCACGGAUAUUCUCAAUACCUUCCUCAUGUUUUCCACGAUCUUCUUGCUGUUUAUCAUCGCCUUCGCGCUCGCGUUCUUCACUUUAUUCUCGGCUAAGCCCCAGUUCACCACAGUAGGCCGUUCCUUAAUGAAGACGGGUGUGAUGAUGAUUGGCGAGUUCGAGUUCGACUCUAUUUUUGAGAAUGAGCCUGCGAUCGCAUGGGUCCUGUUUGUCAUCUUCUUGGUCGUCAUGACACUCAUCCUGAUGAACUUAUUGAUCGGUUUGGCCGUCGACGACAUUAAAGGCGUACAGGAGCAGGCGGUACUUAAGAGACAAGCGAUGCUGGUGGACUUGGCUCUGGACGUGGAGAAAGCCAUGCCGAGGCGCAUUCGUAAGAAUUUCGCGGUGACCCCAAGGGAAUCCUUCCUUCCAAACAGCAGUCGCGGGUUCUUCUGGUUUCUUCACUCGCACUUGAUAAAUCCACAAGAGAUGCGAGAAGCUCUUGACAUAGGAAAGAGUCCCAUGCAGGUACUUGAGGGACAGAAUGAAGAUCUUGUCAAGAAGAUGUCAGACAUGCGCACUCGUGUGCGGGAACUCCAGGAGCAACAGGAAAACAUGCAAAACAUCCUCAGAGCUGUCGCAAAGAAACUGGAUGUAGAAAUAAACUACGAUGUAGUCGAGGAGGAUUAAGAGAUGAUAUGCUUACAUUCAAAACAUCCUCAGAGCUGUAGCAAGAAUAAAACGACAAAAUGUCAUACACACUAUGGUGUGGAUAAGAAUGAUUGGGGAGACGGCCAGGCAUUGCUUGAUAUUCCAUUAUUAUACAAAUCAAUAACAAUAGAUCAAUCAAGGAUUGGCUGAGGCGGGUGCACAGUUAAGUAUCAUAUCAAAACAGAAUAGCAUUUGAAUAUUCCUUACUAAGAAAUUACCCACUUUUUGGUUGCCAGGGGGGGUGCAUGACCCCCCUGCACACCUCCCUGUGUAAGCUUCUCGUCUAUUGUACCAAAAGAUUUGAUAGGUUUGUACUGGAAAAUUUCUGAAUGAUUUAUAUCCAUAAUAACACUCAUCUGGAUGUAUGUAGCUAUUAUGGUAAGACAACAAGAAAUUUAUCACAUCACGAUUUUCACAUGCAUUAGAAGUCAUAAUCCGGUUAACAAAAUCCUGUAAUUUUUAUAAAAGUUUUUAAAAAAGGCCCUGAAACUUGGAAGUUAGUCCUGUCAUUGCAAAUUCGUUACAUACGAGAAACGAUAAAUAUGUUCUAUGUAUAAAACCUCAAACAAUUCAAUUUGUAAAAAAGAGCAUGCAUUACAUCGGUCAUUUGUAGAUGACCAGAAUUUGUACCAUACUUGUAUUUUUUAUAGAUUUUGUCACAGAAACAUAUGUUUCUCUGAAUUUUAUGGUAUUUAUAAAGAUACCCAUGCAUGAUGUGCAUGUAAUAAAAUGAAAUGUCCCUAGUAUAUAGGUAGGCUAGAGUGCCAGUAGACAUGUAGGUAGACCUUUCACUUUAAAACAAAUUUUUGAGCAUUCACAAAUUCUACCUGCUUUAUACAGUUUUAUAUGUACUAGAUAAGGUCUUUGUAAUAUUUGCCUUUCUCUUAAUUUCCCAUACGCCUGCAUAGUCAUGCCAAAAGUAAUAGGUACGAUUGUACCCUUUGGAUUAUUUAGCCCUUUGAUUUUGCCAGACCAUGUAUUCAAAUAUGUGGGAAUAAUAAUGAAAAUCGGUUGCAAUAUACAAUGUCGUUAAUGCAAUAAAUUGAAAGAUCUUCAUUAAA